AAGACUGACGAUGGCGAAGAAAGCAGCCAUUAUUCAUCAGGUGGAAAGCGGCCGACCUCAAUGCAAAGUUGCUUGGGAGUUCUCCAUUUCGAAGCAAACCGUCUCCGACUACUUGAAGAACAAGGGGAAGAUCCUGGAGGCAGCGGAAAGUUUCUGCGGGGAAGCAGAAAAAUUUCCGCAAUGGCAGCCAUCCUAAGCUGGAAGAGGCCUUGAACAUGUGGCUGAGCGCCACUGUAGCUAAGCGGAUACCCAUGUCUGGCGAUCUGCUCAGACAAAAAGCAGAGACGCUGGCCCUGCGCAUGGAUAUUACUGGAUUUAAAUUCAGCGAUGGCUGGCUGCGGAACUUCAAGAAAAAGGUACAACCUGGCAUUUAAACGAAUGCGUGGCGAGAGUGGGGCUGUCGACCAAACCCUUGCGUCGAGCUACCGCGCAGACAAGCUGUGUGCACUGCUGCGCCAGUACUCUCCAGACAACUUCUUUAACUGUGAUGAGAUGGGCCUCUUUUAUAAGAUGUUGCCUGACAAGACGCUUGCUUUGUCCGGGGAGCCCUGCCACGGGGGAAAGCAUAGCAAGGAGUGUCUGACAGUUGUCGUGGGAGGCAACAUGUCAGCAACGGAGAAGCUUCCGCUCCUCUUUAUUGGAAAGUCGAAACAUCCUAGAUGUUUUAAAGGGGUCAGGAUGCUUCUUGUCUGGUAUGAGGCAAACUCUAAGGCCUGGAUCACCCAGGAUCUUUUCGAAAAGUACAUCCGGAAGCUUGACCGGAAAUACGAGCUUCAGAACCGCAAGGUGCUCAUGUUCGUCUACAACUGCGGUGCCCACGGGCACAUAACCAGCCUGAAGGCAAUUGAUCUUGAGUUUUUGCCGCCAAAUACAAGUGUAUUGCAGCCCAUGGACCAGGGCGUGAUUAAGAACUUGAAGGUUCACUACCGAUCGCACCUUUUGAAUCGCGUGCUCUUGUGGGUGGACCGCGGCAAGAAGUACGUUGUGGAUGUGUUCUCAGCCAUCAGCAUCCUGUCUGAUGCCUGGAAGGCAGUGACGGUGGACACAAUCCGCAACUGCUUUCGCCAUGCAGCAUUUGUCCUUGAUGAGGACAGUGCCACAGGCCACGACCCCGCGGCUGAGCUGCCGCCUGACACGAACGUUACCGACGACCUCCGUGCCAGUGGGGUCGAUAUCCCCGCUGUUACGUUUGAACAGUUCGCUAACUUCGACAGUGCCGUCCUGCCCUGUGCCUAGUUGGAUGAUGAGAUCGUCCGUCAGGUUCUGGAUCCACCGCAAGUGAACAGCGACUCUGAUGACGACGCACCGCCCACACCACAGCCAUCAAGUGCGCACUUGGAGCAGGCCUUGACGAUGCUCUUCUCUGCCUAUAGUGAUAGCCAGACACUGUCGGAUAUACAGGCUGACCUGAUCGCACGUAAGCGUGCAUCUGUACAGUCGCGCAUUAACAAUUUUUUCUGUCCACUGGGACCAUAAAGGUACUUUUUUCUGGCGAAUCCUUUUUUCGGACUCUCGAUUAUUCGGACUUUUCGGCGGUUCCCGUCGAGUCCGAAUAAAUGGUCGGCGACUCUAUGUAUGUCACUUUUUUUCAGGCAAACCUUCACUUGUGAAUUAGUGCUUGUUUGUGUUGGCACUUUCUUUGCACCAGCAUCACAGGCAGCCAUGUGACAGCAAGAGGUUAGACUUGACAGGCUCUCCUCACUGGCUUCAAAGCUCGCGCGAAUAUGAUAGCUCUGUUGUGUAGGUGUACUCUUGUGCCAUAAAUCAGAUUUGUGAGCACUGCACAGUUAAGGCUUUUCCACAUCAAUGCAUAGAAACUGAGCAGAACAGCAUUGAAGUUUGUUUCCCCGCUUGUAGCUUCAAGCUGCACUCUGUGCAAUGCCUGCCUGCAGUGAAGUGAAUGACAUGUGCUUGUCUUGGUUCCUUUAUUGAUAAUGUUGCCCUCCUGUGCGUCAACAUUUUAGUGCCUCCAAGUCUUUAAAACGAGCAAACGAACAGUACAGUUCACUGUUUAAUGGGACGCCUAACCAGUACUGAAGCCAUUAUAACUGGAACACUUCCUUGCCUUAUCGGACCGUAGUGGCUGAUAUAAUGAGUUGGAUGUAUAUUUACCCCUAAAAAGUUUGUUGGUGGGCCUUAAUGCCAUGUCUUAGGGAUAAUUAAUCACAGAAUACUAACUGUUUUGUUUUCUUGUGCACCCAUAGUGCAUGACUUUUCAAGUGACAUUAUUGUAAACUAAGGGUAUGAUUUUAGACCAGAAUAAAGGGGAGGGGGGAGCUUUCACAUGCUUUGUCUGUAGUUUGAUUAAACAAACUUGUGAAAAUUAAGUACUCUGCAGACGGCCUUCAUUAAUGUUCAACAACGUUUGCCUUCCCAGUUUUCCAAGUUUCAGUGAACCAGAGAACAGUAGUGGUGUUUUAGCAUGAGCUGUUCUGUGUUCAGCUAGUUGCUGUCAUGGCAGUUGUUUUUGGACUCCAGACAAAAAAAAAGAAAAGGAAGAAAGAUCUAGCUUUUGUGUGAGUGAGAGUGUUGGCAGAGAUGUUGCAGCUGUUCCUGAUCUUCUGUCAUAUCUCUGUGGCUUUCAAAACCCUUUGACGUACAUUGUUCUUGAGCUUUUCAUUCCUCGUAAAGCCCAAGGUAUUUUGGCUAUCGGCUAGCUUCCAAUUUUUCCAAGCUAUGCUGACCCUAGCACCUGUAUGACAUUGUGUGAUGUAUGUGAUAGUAUGAAUCUCUACUGAAGUGAAAUCCUAUUGAUUUUUGUUUGCCAUGAUGAUACUACAAGUGUAUUCCUUGGAUGCUUUUACAAAUUAGAAAGCUACCCACCUUUCGAGAUUUAGGGAUUUUUGUUGUCAUUGAUGUUUGUAUAUGGUUGCUCCUGCAAACUGAGUGCUUGAUGCUCUGACAGUUCUGUGAUGCAUGUGUAGUACUACUUGCAGACUUGUAUACUUUAAAUCAUUUCUUAGCAUCUGAAAAAUGUUUAGCUGGACAUAUUCUUGACACCAUAAGAUUGGUGCAUGUGCUCUAUAAUAUGCUAGCUUUCUGCAGCAUAUUUCAGAGGCCUGCAGCUGCCAUUGAGAUGGGGCACGCUCAUUGCAUGCAGCUGUUUGCAUUUAAGUGAACUUUAUAUGACGAGCCCGUUUUCAUAUGAUCUCGUUUUAAGUGAUCCGAAUAAGAUGCACUGUAAUAUUGUGCCCUCUGCAAUAGCGCCCUGUGUGUGUGUUUCUCUGUCUGUCAUCGUAUUAACGCCUUUCUCUUCAGAUCCUAAUAUCGCAGUUUUGCUUGUGUUUGCUGUUGACAGGCGUAGUGUCCAUAAAAAUGUUAGAGCUUUCACAAACAGUGUUUCAGUCCUUGAAUGAUGUUAUGAGCCCCUGUUAUGUUUGAGAAACUGAGGAGGGAAAGGCUUUUGCAUGUUGAGCAAGCGAUAGCAUUGUUUAUUCCGUAAAGUUUCGUAUAAAAAUCACUAGGUGGACAUCUGGCCAUAUUGUCUACAGUAGCUGUAAGUGUGGCAGUUCAGACAGCAUGGCAAUGCUGUGUUUUACAUACAUGGAUUUGCCCAAACUCCAUCCUUUCGGCUUCAAAUGACUUUGUGACGCUGCAUAUUGAUUGCUUUCAAGGAAAUAGUACAUUAUAAAUGCAGCAAUUGGCAGCGCUUAUGCACGCAUGCAGAGACAUAUUGCCUUCAUGUUUUUUUAAUACAGUGGAAUCGCGAUACGAUUCUGCAUUAUCCGUUUUUCGGGAUGACACGUUUCUUUUUCUUUUCCUGGUAUAAUACGAUUUGGUUGGACGAUACCCUUCAUUUUCCAGUUCCCAUGAAGAUUGUAUCAAUGAGAUUCCACUGUAAUAUGAUUGCUUGGAAAUUUGGGAAUGUAAAGCACAAUAACUGAAGUCACAAGAAUGUCUGAAGCCAGAAGAAUGACGACUAGACAAAUCUGUCGACUAUACCCACUACUAUUGCCGUGGUGGCCAAAUGAACACAGCACCAAAUUUCGUUCCAAUAAGCUUAGGAGGAAAAUCUAUGGUUUGUUCCUGUAUAACGGCACGUAUAAUUUCUAGUUUAAUGCUCAGGAAGAUUUUUACAUGAGCUGUAACGAUGCAUUGACCUGUCAUUUUGUAGGCCACCUAUUUGCUGAGGUGCCAUGGUGGUGUUGUGCCUGGUUAGUGUAAACUGGCACUUCCGCUGUGUGGGGCAUCAAAAACAUCUCCUUGUAGUUGGUUACGAGCCAAACACUUUGUAUAUACAACGCUUAUUCUGCUCUUACAAUGGCUGCGUAGCCAUGGAAGAUGCUGUUGCGUGCAUUUUGACCAAGUGUUUAUGCUAAUGUACGAGCUUUUUCGCAGGAGGUUGUCAUUUAGGCAGUGGCGUGUCACCUCACACAGUGUCUAGAGAUGAAAGCUUCUGAGCCACUUUCUGAGUGUGCAAUAUCUGUCUCUGCAAGCUAAAUAAUUUGACAGAAUUGCUUGUCUGGUGGGGCAAUUUAAAUAUAUAAAGCUAUAAAAACAUGAGACCUGUCUCCAAGCUGUCUUGUGGGGCUGCUCCUUGCUCACCUGAUGCACGGAAGCUCAAAAGGGCUCUUAGUGUAAGGCUAGCAAUGUACGGCACAGUACACUGUAAUACACAUAUAAUUGUAAUGUACAGGCUGUAUGCACCAUUUUGUUUCUUCAAAAAUGCUGAAACCUGGUUACGCCUUCUUCAAAACAGCUUUUUUUUUUUUUUUGAGGAUCGACUUGUGUGUAGUGCUCAGCCUAGUGGCAUAUCUGCUCAUGCAUGAGGAGGCUUCGUAACUUUUGGCAGGCUGCCUUUUUGCCUGUGCGUUGAUUUGUUGAGCCGAGAUCUGUUGUAUACAUGGGUGACUGCAUUUAUACAUGCCUUGUAGCAAGCAUUUGGCUCGGUGUGUAAUAUCUCAGUCCUUGCUGCUUCGCUCUCUAUUUUUGUCAUCAGUGUGGUGCAACUGGAGGAACGUGCCAAGUUGAGCUUGAUGUUUGCAUGACAGGAUAUGCUGUUUACAUCACAUACAGAUGUAUUCUAUGAAUCUUUACUUAUUAUGCCAAUGCGUUUGUGUGAUCUUAAUAAUCUUUCAUCAUUGACGAUUUGCUGGCACUUGUAGCAUUCUUUCUCCUGCAGACCGACACUGCUGUGGAUCAGAUAAGUAUCAAGGAAUAACCAUGUCAAAUUCCAUUGAGAAUCAAGCACGAGUGGAUAGGAGCGUCAUCAUUUCAGUAUGUUGUAUCCCUGUCAGUUAUUCACUUGCGUGCUUCAAUCAAUUGUGAUCGAACUCAGGGCAGAUCAACUAUUUGCAUAACUUCAGUCCUGCCCAUCUAAUUCACGCUUCACCAAUUGCAGUCCAAAUUCCGGAAUACUCUUUAAGGCACCAUCAACAUACUCGGUUUGACUACGCUAGUGUUCAUAAAAAAAGAAAACUCAGAAAUAACUUCUAGAAAGUUAUACUAAAUGCAAAUUAAUAACAUUUGGGAUUGUUAUUUUGCUUAGUAUAGCGCAUGAAUUUGUAAAUCUAUGCUUGCUAUUGGCUAAGAAACUCUGAUUGUAGUAAUGAAAUCCAGCCUUGCCUUUAUACAACUAAAUGUAUUUAACAUCGCUUUGAUAAAAAUUGCCUUCUUUAUUGUUUUUACUAUAUCAAAUGUGCAUUUGUGAACUGUUGUUCUGUGGUCUGGAUGCAUAUGAACAAGAUCUGGACAACCACUAGUCUGAACCAUGUAGUUUGUAGAUCACAUUUGAAAGUAUCGACACUCAUUGACUUUGACUUGGAUAAAAAUUAAAAGUGGGAUAGGGUGAAAGUUUACGAGUGGCAGCUAUUGCACUGAGGAGCUGUAUGCACUUAAAACAGAGCUGUGUCAGAACUGCUUUGAGGCACCAUGUUUCUCCUUGCUGUGGCCACUCAUCUUUUUCUGUUUGCAUGUCACGAAUACUGAACAUAUCAGUAUAACUUCAUUCAAUUGCUGUGCCAAUUACAGGUUUCAGACAAGAAAAACACUGUGGGUAUACAGCUCUUAGGCUACGAGUUUCCUUGGCAUCUGUUUCAUUGCUUUAGUACUAAAAGCACUCUGUCCAUUGAGCAGCACAAGUUUGUUUUUGUGCCCAGUACUAACAAAAGUGCAACCAUUUGAUUGUGAAUGCCAGUGCUGGCUGUAUACGGAGCACUGCUCCUUAUACUGAACUGUCAUUCAAGAGAGCUUAAUGGUUGCGCAGAAAAAAUUCAAGUUGUAUGCAGCAAGAUGUGAUCGUUCUCAAUCUGCUCCUUGCUCCUGUUACUUUGUAUGUGUUAAUAUGAGGAGCUUACACAAGAGGCAGUGUCCCAACAUUGGCGUUAUGUUGAUCCACAGUGUUGAAGAUCACAUGCACUUUUAUUUUAGCAUGUUAUGUGAAAUGCGCUAUUGUCACUUAAAGUCUGAUGGCUCCAUGAUCCACUGCCUUGUUUUUGUGGAGUUCCAAUCAUUUAGGGCCAGUGAAACUGCAUAAAUAAUUGCGCAGCUAUUCUUUAUGCUAUUUCUCCAGCUAAUGUGUACAGAAAUUCUGGAAGGAACACAGGAGUGGCAACCGUGAGAUUAUCAUGGUGUCAGUGUUUAUAAGUGGAUUUCAAUCGAAUGAGAACAUACCUAAUCGUGACAUUUUAUACCUUUUCAAGUUGUUUUGUUGUCUAGUCACCUCCUGUACAAAAGAGCUUUUUCUUACAUGCACACUCUUUUAAACAAGAACCAGUUCCAUUGUCUCUGUAAUACUAAAUAUUUGACAAUACAGAAACAUUUGAUAUUUUGGUCUAACUAUGCUGAGCAUAUUUUUUUGUCUAAGACACUUCAGACUAUCCAGUGGUUUUACUCAGAGAUGGAGACUGGUUAAAUAUUGUUGUGGCAUGGUAAAUUUUGGGGCACUCUUUGGCUUCAAGCAAUUAACAGAAGUUAAAUGAUAUAAGGCAUCAUAUUGCAAUCGAAGUGCUUCAUUUCUUCAGAGGCAAUCAUAAGUUUUCAGCAUCAGAAUUUCAUCUAGCGUUAAAUUUUUAUAAGGUUGUUGUGCUAAAAACAGUGUUGCUGAGGUUAUCGAUAACUCUUUUGUGGCAGCUGCCUUAUCAUCCAAAGACAUAAUUUGCCAUUUGGUACGUGUUGUGGCCUUUGCUUGCCUAAUCCACAUGCAUAAUUUUGUUAUGUGCUGCUGCAUCUUAGUAUUUCGUUUCAAAAUCACCUGUGUGUGGUUGUGCAUUCAGUGUGUUCAUUAUUCAUAAGAUAUUAUACAUUGCAAUGCCUUGUCAAGGAUUACGAGAGAACCUUUAUUGGAAACUAAAGAGAUGCCAAGGGCUGGCUGUGUGAAAUGUAUGGCCAUUGGUUGGAAAGCUCUUUUGGUUUCAUUUUAUUACGAUGCAUUUCGAUUUUACAGUGUCACAUGUUGUACUUGUUUGAAACUGUGGGCCAAUGCUGGAAAGAUGUUGUAUAAUGGAUAAGGUAUUAUUUCUGUAAACUGCCAUUUUGCUUGAGUUGCACUUGGGUGCCUGCUGGUUUAUGGGCGAGCUUGGCAUAUAGCAUGUGUCUUCGUGACAUGCAUACUCUUUGUAUUAGAUGAGUUACUAUUUUUCUCAUGUUGAUUUUUUGUUUUCUUCCUGUUUUUAAUUCUGGGUAUCAUGUUCCUUUUAAAUCAGAUAUUUUUAUAUAGGGCAAGAUUUUGAGAAAUGUGCGUUUAUAAAAGUUCUGUAAUAUAGUCCACACUGAACUGAUAUAGAACUUCUAUUCGUGGAAGGCACUGACGGGGCCAGUUGACGCUUUGACUUAGCCACCGUGUAAGAAUAGACAGGUAUCUCUAUAAUGCUGCCUGUCUCCAGAGUGGGCUGCCUAGGACUGUGUUAACGCUUCCUUCCUCCUCUGGCAGGGGCGCUACAGUGUUGGGGGCAUCAUUUUCUGUCUGGUAGUGGUGUGAGGCCUAUCGGUCAUGUAUUUUGCUGUGAAACACCCUUAAGGCCCAACCGCAUGCACGCGAUAUUCAAGCGACACGACAGGCACAACCUCUCGCGCUGUCGUGUCGCGCCGUGGAGCAACCACAUGAACGCGACAUCGCGAAAAAGAGUAGCGACGAAUUUACAUUGUUGUGCAAAUAAAUGUUAUCAUGCAUGCGUAAAGAAAUCUCAAUUUUAUCAAAAGGUCAACGUUUUGUCUAGAUUUAGUUAACCCUUUGAAGGUCGAAUUAUUUUGAAAAAAAACUUUCCCAGAUGGUCAAAUUACUUUAUUGCGGAUAUUGAAUGUACAAAAUGUAUAAAGUCGGGAAUAAAUAGUGAAAAAAAAAAUUUGAAACAGUAUUUUGAUGUCGGCAUCACUCAGAACUCCAAAUGUUCAGUAAUAUUUCAGAGUGUGGUAUUCCUUGAAACACGGUUCUACGCAUAGCGCCUUAUCGCAGUCGGCACACCAAAAACGCGUGUCUGUUCUCCUCUUGGGGCGACGAGUUGUGUUGGCACACACGACAUCUUCUCUGAAUGCGGCUGCCUUGGGCAGAGGUCUGAGGCACCCUCUGAGCGAGAAUACCUCGUGAGCGGCGGUGAUAAACAAGCUAAGAGCAGCGCCAAUCAAGGUAGAAAUCAGCUUCUGCCGCAUCUGCAAGAGUGCCGACAAAGAGAAACUUACGUUUCGCGCGCCUCCAUUGCGAUCAUUCGGCGUAACCGAAACCGCGUUGCCGCAGAGAGCGAGAAUACCUCGUGAUCGGCGCUGAUAAACAAGCUAAGACAGCGCCAAUCAAGAUAGAAAUCAACUUCCGCCGCCCCUGCAAGAGAGUGCCGACAGAGAGAAAACUCACAUUUCGCACGCCUCCGUUGCGAUCACGCGACGAAACCGAAACCGUGAAAGGGGUGUUGCCGCAGCCUGCGCGACGCACGCGCUGAAACUAGAAAUCAGUUCUGUUUAUCUCCGCUAGAAGGUAGCACAAAUGUCAAACGCUUCUUGUAAGUCCUAAAAGGUGGCAGCACCUCCCGGUGAGCAUGCAUCGUCAUUAUGGCGCGAAAUUUCAAACAGAGGAUCGAAACCGUACCCGUACGGCAAAGACCUUGCGGGACAGAAAACCGCCGCCGUACAGAUACGGCAAAAACCUUCAAAGGGUUAAAUAUGCUAUCAUCCCCAGUGGAAAUCCGUCCCAUGCUGCCAGCGUAAAAUGCCGUGGCGCCACCUGGUGAAAAACACUUUCUCCACUCUCGGUGGCAUCUUCAGGCCUAACAGCAUCAAAACAAAUAACCGAUCUCAAUAAUAAUGACAAGAGAGCGCCGAUACUUAGUCCUCAGCUAGCGAUGAGACGAAGCGAUAACUGAUCGUACUAUUUAUUUUUUUGCUGUCACAGCAGAGAGUAAGUUACAAGAGUGAAUUCAGAUCGAAGCGGGCAGACUGAUUGCUGCCAUGUUGUUGCGCAAUCGCUGUCCCCAGUGGAUGUCGUCGUGCUGACUUCCGGGCGACAAGCGAUAUUUUUUGGCUGGCCAGAGACCGGCGACACGAGCAGCGACAGCGACGAAUCGGUCUCCGCGACGGCAGAACCUGUCGCUCGUCGCCGUCGCUUGUCGUUGUCGCUCGAAAAUCGCGUGCAUGCGGUUGCGCCUUUAUAACGAGCGAUGUUACUUCUGAGGCACUACUAGCUCUUGCCCAUUAUUUAUUGUUGCUUAUGCGAUUUGUGAAGAAAAAUUGAAUAAGUAGCUACGAACUACAAAACGAACCGCCUCUUGAAUCUCGAUUUGCAGUGCAGUCAUCCAGGAUUGUACACUGUCUUAGUGCUCUUCAGCAAGUUUUCUGCCUUUGCAUGUCCAGAUGUGCUGGUGUUGCGUGUCAAGUGAAAAUUGCGGCACCGUCUCCUCGAUUGUGCAUCAGCGUGCAGGCAGUGAUAGACACAUACUGUGUGGUCAGGGCCGUGCGCACAUUUCUGUUUGGACGUAUAAGAGUCUUCAGACUUUCUCAUUUGUGAGUGUGGCACCGCAGAGCAGUAUUUUCUUCGCUUCUCUACACAUUUUUCUCAUCAUAAACAAUUGCUGUAGCGUUAUUUUAGGUAUCGCGUGCUUCAUGCAGAUUUUAAUAUCUGCCGAGUUGGGAAAUGUCUAUACAGUCAUGGUAAUUUUUUCUUUCUUUUCGCCCCACCAUGCAGUGUUAGCAUUCAAUAGACAAGUUGGGCACUACUCGGUGUAAAAAAAAACUUGACUAGAGUAACUGGGAAGUUACGCUAAAUAAGAGUAGCUAAGAUUAUAAACAGCUUAAUUGCGCAAUUGGCAUGCGUGCUAACCGCGCACCAGUUGCUGCACUCGGCAAACCACGGUCCUUUGGCUUCUGUGCCCAACUUGAAGAAUGGAUCAGUUGGUCUUUUAUUCCUCCAGCUCAUGCAUUUCGGGCACUCUGCGUUAUUUAUAAUUUUUGUAUGCACCUGAUGGGGCAACUCUAAAGCCAGCAUGUGCUCUCACUUCAACAUGGCGAACAGUUUUCUAGAAAAAAGAAGGCAUAAGGACCAUCUACAUUACAUUGAGAAGAGCAGUUCGGAGAGCCAGUUGGCAGUGUGACCAUUAAUCAUUUGGAAGUUGCCUUCCUGUGCAUCAUUUCGCGUGUUAUCAUAAAGCUGAAACCAGGGCCUAGUACCCUUGGGAAUUCUUUAAUUGUGCUUUAAUUGUUCUUUAAUUGUGCACAGCUCCAAAUCAGCUGAAUAAAAUACCAUUAACCUUGAACAAGAUCUUGGGACCAUGGCGUCGAAUCGCAGCUACAAAAGGCCACAAAAGCACUGCCGCGAUUUCUGAAAACUACCGGAUUAAGUGACAGUCUGUGAUCCGGACUGAGUGACCGUCAGUGAUAGAGCAGAGAUCUGUUGCUACGUCGGCGAUAUCCACAGCGGACUAUAUUCUUCUCUUAACCUUUCUCUCCCCAUUUUCCUUCCCCCAGUGUAGGGUAGCUAACCGGGCUCAUUCCUGGUUAAACUCCUUGCCUUUCAUUUAUCAUUUUCUCUCUCUCUUUAAUUGCGGCUUCACAGUAAUCAUUUAAGCAAGACAGGUAACGUUCGCAUUCAAGAUGAACAGCACUUAUUACUGCGGUUGUUUGAACGCAAUAUUUUCGUUCUGUUGGAACUUCUCCACAUUUUUAUACAUGCUCACAGCGAUUGCAGCUAAGACUUCAAUGCUUUCAGGCUAGAAAAUGAUGCCUCCUAUCCUCUUGUGGCCCUAGUGAGGGAGGUGGAAACUACCAAGGAAGAAACCGAUUCCCAGGCAUCGUUGAGACACCUGUCUAUUCUUCCACCGUGGACUUAGCCGAGUCAAGGUGUGCUUUCAAGUAUGAAUGGGGUAGACUUAGUUCAUGGAAACGAAGGCUCGGAUGACUCUACAUGAUUAAAGUGUUGAUUGACAAGAAGGAAUGUUUGUAAGAGGUAUUAUGCUAGUUAAUGACUAUGCAUAGUUUAUGCCUCUUGUGGAUACAUGGGCAGUACAGGGUCCUCUGCUUCCCAAUACACCAUUUUCUACAUAGUAGGCAGUGCUAUGAAGGCAAGAGCUAGAGUGAACUUGGAACCGAAAAUUUGUGCACCACAUGUAAAAACAACAUAUACGAAUGUUUUAGUAUACAAUGAAGUUUAACAGUAAUUUCAUAUGCUAGAAUCAAAUUUACAAAGAAAUUAGUACAUAGAAGACGUCGCUCAUCUGAAUGCACUCGGGAACAGACGGAGUUUCACAUUAGCAUGACCGCACAGCUUGCACAACUUCCAUUGUCUGACGCAGGUGCUUGGGAGCAAUACAUAGUGCAUCAUGUACUGGAAGCACGAAAAAGCACAAACAAUGUGUGACCCGACAGAUAUUAGCUGCACGAUUUAACUACAUCUGCGACAGGUGCCGCAGAUCAAAAAUACACAUCAUGCAUUGAGAUCAAAGAUAUGAGAGCUUGUGUAGCUUCUGCAACAUUGCCUGUCAAGUAUGUAACAGAGUGUAGCCGAAGUAACUUUGAACGACUGAGCCACAGUGGUCGCUAGCAGGUGUAGGGCAACUGCUGACGUGCAUCUUUGCAGAGACAAUGUGCUCUUCCUAAUGUGUUGCCUGGCACUGUCUGGCAGCAUUGACUGUGUAGUGGGCUUGACAGAAACAAUUUCACUGUCAUGCACUUUUUCUUCCAUGUUUGCUUUUCCUGAAUGCACCUGCCGGUGCUGUAGUGUAGAGGUGCAUUUGAUUGUUUGAUGUUGUACAAGCGUCGUCCUCCCAUCCGUAGCUUCCUGAUGUGUUCACUGGUUAGUUGGCUUGCUAAGAACACUUGCUUGUGUCUGACUUUUUUUUGUGCUGUGCUCUGGGAUACAGGAACCCAGGUGAACGCAAAUGCCUUAAACCCGAUGGCUGUUAAACUGCACAGCCUUUUCUUCCAGUGCCUGCAUGGAUGAACGCAUUCCCGCAAAUACCAAAUAGAGCGCAUAUCUAAGUAAUCGAAUGAUGUAAUUUAAACCAUUGUUGUUUCUUCCUUCUUCCGGUGUGGUUAUAUGAAUCUAUCAUUGUUCUUGACUCUUCUGUCUAUUUCAAGAAAAAUAAAGUUAUUUUGACCGGA
Dermacentor silvarum is the source of this 12519-nucleotide messenger RNA. Its product is annotated as tigger transposable element-derived protein 4-like. Lineage: Eukaryota; Metazoa; Arthropoda; Arachnida; Ixodida; Ixodidae. The transcript has 2 exons. Bases 328 to 1236 code for a protein of 302 amino acids. Gene Ontology annotation, cellular component: nucleus. The record is from RefSeq and is a predicted model, not a curated record. Gene Ontology annotation, molecular function: DNA binding.